AUGGCAAACACUAACAACACAUCCGACUCGUUUGAGGACAUCAUGGUCCAUCCUGCACUCCUCAAGGCCACUGACCUGGUUCCAGCCGAGCCCUGGAUCUCUGCCAUGGCUUUAAUCAACAUUCUGGUAAAGGAUGGCAUGACCAAGGACCUGCUGCUCGUCUUUGAGGGCGAAGCAGAUGGAGUCAGGCGCUAUAACGGUUUUGAUGACCUUUGGGACGCCAAAGGCGACUGCAAGGUCAGGAUGGACAGUCAAGACGUCUGCUUCGACAGCAAGAUCAUCUUCGGAACCAACUCGCAAGAUCUUAUCUCACUGGUCUCAGAGGGCACCCAUUACCACUUCAAAUUGCCCCCACUUGGCGAGGAUAUGGAGAAGGUCGACAGAUACAACCUCGCUGUUCGCAACUUCAUCGCAACCAUCAUCCACAAGCCCAUCGUCGGAUGUGAUCUGGUGUCCGCUCUGAAGGAUCUUCAGAUCAUCGUCAAACACAUCUUCAAGUUGCAGUAUCAACCAGAGAGGGCUGCCGACUUCGUCCGAGACUACGUGCAGGAACUGAAGCUUGACAACUUCACCAACAGACCUGCCGACAUAGGCAGAUUUCUGGCAUGGACAGAAGAGGUUCGCUGGUCAAGAGCCUUUGUCGAAACCUUUGCUCACUGCGUGGGCAUGCUUAACUGCGGAUUCCUGGACCACGAAUCUCUGGAUGCUCUUUCGCCGACAACCCGUGCUCUCCUGGAGCACAGCUGCACGCACACGCACUAUCGUCUCUCAUCUGCCGAGAUUCACAUGACCAUGUUCGGCAUCAAUUCUACCUUUUUAGAUGGGCUCCAGGACCAUGCUGGUGUCAAAAAGUCACUCCUGGCUUUUCAAAACUUCCUCCAGCAGCAUUAUGCCCAGGUUUAUGGAACAUGGCCACCACUCGUACACCAGAACAGUGGUCACUGGUUGACUCGCUCGGUGGCUCAACGCUUGCAACAAGACUUCGGCAAUCUCUAUGAUCUACUUGUCGACAAGGACAUCAACAACGGACUGACCACUCCCGCUCGUGCUGAUUCCUUCAGAUGUGCGCUUAACCGAAGACAGCUUUUCGCGUUAUGGGACCGUCAGAAUGGCUUCAUCUGCCUGCCACACUCCGAUCCCAAGGCACCGGACUACUCUCCUACCAAGAUCGUGGAGCAAGAAGAGGAGAAGGGCGCCAGACGCUCUUCCCUCAUCCCAGCUGUUCGGAAGCACUGCAAGAAGGCUCCAGACCUUGCCAACAUCUACACACAUGCGAUCAACGCCGAGACGCACACCUUCCUGAACCACGAAAUCUCAACCAAGUAUCAACAGAUGGACACGCAUGAAGGUCGUCUCGGCCGUUGGAUCAUCGUCUACUGCAUGAUGCAGCUCCUGUCCAGAGUCGCCGUCGACAUCCAAGGUCUUCGCUACACCCUGGGCGUCGAGUAUCAUCUCAAUGCCGACCUCGACGGCACUCCACCAUGGAACAUGAACGACUUUCCGGAAACCAUGCGUCCAGCCGGUCCUCAGUACGCAUGGGCUGCACUGUUCGCGAGAGCCGCCAUGCCACCACCCGCCUCUGGUACUCCGCAGAGAAAGGCGACCAAGGCCAGAUUCAAGGUCGUUCAUUUGGCUGAUGGUCGUGUCAUGCUCAAAGAUCCCGAUGGCCACGUUGUCUUCAGAUAG
Molecule: messenger RNA, 1686 nt
Organism: Aureobasidium vineae
Lineage: Eukaryota; Fungi; Ascomycota; Dothideomycetes; Dothideales; Saccotheciaceae
Source: the annotation of a GenBank genome assembly